UGGGCGGAUCCAGUUCCCUCCGCCGCGGACUCUGCAGGGCUCGCGCUGCCAACUAGGGGACCUCGAAAUUUACUCAGCUGAACUGCCUGGGUUGGAGGGGAGAUCGGGAGAUCUUUUUGUCCGCCGCCAUCCAGUACCACCGUCUUCGAGGGGAAAGCAAUGCUCCGGGGAGCGCAGAGGCUGCUCUCCGGAAAACUGCGAGCUGGAGAGCCUGGCCUUUCCGUACCUUCCUCUCGACCUUUUGCUUGCAGCCCGACCACUGACAGGUGGGAACAAAAGCCAUCUUCUGUAGAAGCAAAAUGGAAAGAUGCAGCAGAAACUGUAAUUAUUGGAGGUGGGUGUGUUGGUGUCAGUCUUGCCUAUCACUUGGCCAAGGCUGGCAUGAAGGAUGUACUUUUGUUGGAAAAAUCUGAGCUCACUGCUGGAUCUACUUGGCAUGCAGCAGGUUUGACAACGUAUUUUCAUCCUGGAAUAAAUCUGAAGAAAAUCCAUCAUUACAGCAUCAAGCUUUAUGAAAAAUUAGAGGAGGAGACUGGGCAGGCUGUGGGGUUUCAUUGCCCAGGAAGUGUUAGAAUUGCAUCAACUCCAACAAGAGUGGAUGAAUUUAAAUACCAAAUGACUCGAGCAGGCUGGCACUCCACAGAGCAAUAUCUUAUUGAUCCAGAAAAAGUGCAAGAAUUAUUUCCUUUAUUAAACAUGGAGAAGGUUUUAGCUGGUCUGUACAAUCCUGGAGAUGGUCAUAUAGAUCCUUAUUCUCUUACUAUGGCCUUGGCUGCAGGAGCCAGGAAAUAUGGAGCACAGUUAAAUUAUCCAGUUCAAGUAACUAAUUUAAAAUCUAGACUAGAUGGAACAUGGGAAGUUGAAACUCCACAUGGAAUAAUUAAAACAAACAGAAUUGUGAAUACAGCUGGUUUCUGGGCUCGUGAAAUAGGUAGAAUGAUUGGCUUGCAUCAUCCACUCAUACCAGUUCAUCACCAAUAUAUUGUUACUGGAACUAUCCCUGAAGUGAAAGUCCUAAAAAAGGAAUUGGCUGUUCUUCGUGAUUUAGAAGGUUCAUAUUAUUUAAGACAGGAAAGAGAUGGGCUUUUAUUAGGCCCAUAUGAAAGUCAAGAAAAAAUGAAACUACAGAAAUCUUGGGUGGAACAUGGAGUCCCACCAGGUUUUGGAAAGGAGCUUUUUGAAUCUGAUUUGGAUCGAAUAAUUGACCACAUUGAGGCUGCUAUGGAAAUGAUCCCUGUCCUGAGAGAAGCAGAUAUUAUCAAUACAGUUGCAGGCCCUAUAACAUAUUCUCCAGAUAUUUUGCCAAUGGUGGGACCACAUCAGAGCGUUCAUAAUUACUGGGUGGCCAUUGGUUUUGGGUAUGGAAUCAUCCAUGCUGGUGGUAUAGGGAAGUAUCUCAGUGACUGGAUACUCAGUGGAGAGCCUCCUUUUGACCUAAUAGAAGUAGAUCCAAAUAGGUAUGGAAGGUGGACAACCACAAAAUACACAGAAGCAAAAGCAAGAGAAUCUUAUGGAUUCAAUAAUAUUAUUGUGUUUCCUAAAGAAGAAAGGUUUGCUGGGAGACCUACAGAAAGAGUCAGUGGGCUUUAUGAAAUCCUUAAGUCUAAAUGCUCCAUGGGAUUUCAUGCAGGCUGGGAACAACCUCAUUGGUUCUACAAACAUGGUGAUGAAAUUGGAUACAAACCUAGUUUUCAACGUACAAACUGGUUUGAACCUGUAGGUCGGGAAUACAAACAAGUGAUGGAAAAAGUGGGUGUGAUUGACCUCACUCCUUUUGGCAAGUUUAGCAUCAAAGGCAGUGAUUCAGUUAAACUUUUGGAUCAUCUGUUUGCAAAUGUGGUCCCAAAGAUGGGUUUCACAAAUAUAAGUCAUAUGUUAACCCCAAAAGGCAAAGUCUAUGCUGAACUCACAGUCUCUCAUCUGAAUCCAGGGGAAUUUUUAUUAAUUACUGGUUCUGGAUCAGAGCUUCAUGACUUGAGAUGGAUUGAAGAGGAGGCGCUUAGAGGACAAUAUAAUGUUGAUAUCAAAAAUAUUACAGAUGAAAUUGGAGUAUUGGGUGUAGCAGGUCCAUAUGCACGGAAAGUUCUCCAGAAGCUAACAUCUGAAGAUCUUAGUGAUGCUGCAUUUAGUUUUCUGCAGUCCAAGCAUUUAAACAUUGUUAACAUUCCUGUUACAGCAAUUAGAAUAUCUUACACGGGUGAACUAGGGUGGGAACUGUACCACAGACGAGAAGAUACUGUAGCUUUAUAUUCUACAAUCAUGGAAGCUGGCUGUGAAGAAGGAAUUGACAACUUUGGAACUUAUGCGAUGAACACAUUACGGCUAGAAAAGGCUUUUCGUGCUUGGGGAGCAGAGAUGAAUUGUGACACCAAUCCUCUGGAAGCUGGACUGAAAUAUUUUAUCAAAUUAAAUAAGCCAGCAGACUUCAUAGGAAAGAAAGCACUGAAGCAGAUUAAACAAAAGGGGCUUGAACGACAACUUGUGUGUGUCACUUUGAAAACAGAUGAUGUUGAUCCUGAGGGAAAUGAAAGUGUCUGGUAUAAUAACAAGGUUAUUGGCAACACCACAUCUGGAUGUUACAGCUAUAGUACUCAGCGAAGUCUGGCUUUUGCAUAUGUUCCUGUGGAACUCAGCAAAGUUGGACAGAAACUGGAGGUUGAGCUGCUAGACAAAAAUUAUCCAGCAACUGUUAUUCAAGAACCACUGGUAAUGACUGAACCAACAAGAACACGGCUUCAAAAGAAAGGCGGAAGUUCUAAAAUAUAAAUAAAGGAUCACAUAAUUCUUCAUGAUUGACAAUUAAGAUGGGAUUAACUUGAUUAGAAAUAUUGCUAUAUUUGAAAUUCCAUGUGAUUUGAAUCAUAUAAGAUAGAAAACAUGAAAGUUCAUUUGAAAGGGCUUGUCUGGAGUAAAAAGACAUUGAUGAUUUGUAUUUCAUCUGGGGGGAAAAUGUAACAACAAUAAUUUAUCCACAAAGAAAUAUUCAAGAGAAAAAUCCAUGUGUACACACUUUGAGACAUUCAGUAGUGAUUAGGAGGCUCCUCCAGACAUUAAGAACACUGAUUUUAUCUAUAGGUCUAUAUCCAAAUUACCUUAAUUGUGUUAAGUGAUUGAUUAUGUGCCAGUAACAUAAUAGCCCAUCUCUAAAUAACUGGUGAGUGAUUCUGAUCUAAGGUGGAAAUUACUGUCCAUUGAUACCUUUAAAAAUCAAGGGAAAAAGGAAGAGAAUACAACUUGCAAAACUAUACAGUAAAAAGAAAACAAGGUGUUUGCAAAGCUGCUGUAUUUUUAUUGCUGGAACAAAAGAUCAGGUUACACAACUUCCUUUCCACAAUAACAAACAUAAAAAUUCAACCUUUUGUGUGCUUCUAGAAGUGAUAGAAGUAGGAUAAUGAAGAAGCCAGUUUCUGGCUUUCUUACCUGUAGUUUUGAAAACGCUUCAAAAGUGCUUCCAUCUGCAACCUGAACAUUAAGAGGGUGAUCAACUCCUAAUAAGACUUUUUUUAAGAUAACAAAAUAGCAUGGCAGUGGGCUUUAUUGCUUAUAUUCACACUAGGAAUGUUUUACAUUAGCAGAGAAUGUUGCACUAAAAGUAAUAGAACUACUACAGAAAGAAAAAGCCCUUUUCUGAGCAACAAAAUAUUGUGGUUUGAGUGUUGAGAAAAUGUGAAUACUGACAUCUGGAUGUACCACAAAAAUGGGUAACAAAUGCAUAUCAAAUAAAUUUAAGCAUAAUUUUUCAUUUAUGCUCUGCUCCUGUGAAGCACCUGAAUCAGGUUAAAAUGUAAAUCACAUUUACACAAUUUUACACAUUUUGUAAACUGUAUAAAUACACAAAUGUGUAAAUACACAUUUACACAAUAUAUUUGAUUCAAUCUGAAAAGGCAAUUUCAGUAAAAUUUUGUGAAGCAGAAAAUUAUGUGUGAACAUUGAGAAUAUUCUAUUAGGACUACAGUAGUCCUUGGUUAAUUACAGCAAUUGGGACUGGAAUUUCCAUCGCUAAGCAAUGUGGUCAUAAAAUGUGACAUCACAUGGCCGUGCCACUUAGUGAUGGCAGUUCUGGCACUUCUGGUUGCUGUUAAGCAAAUCCUGCAACGUUAAGUGUAACAUCACAUGGGUGCCAUUUGCAACUUCCUGCCAGCUUCCCCAUUGACUUUGCUUGUGGGAAGCCAGCAGUGAAGGUCGCAAAUGGUGAUCACGUGACCCCAGGAUACUGUGAUGUAAUUGCGAGCCAGUCACCAAGCACUCAGAUUCCAAUGUUACUGCAGGGAUGCUGCGACAGCUGCAACUUUGAGGACCAGUUGUAAGUAUCACUCAUUCAGCACUGUUGUAAGUUUGAAUGAUCACUGAACAAGUGGUUGUUAAGCAAGGACCACCUGUAUAUCUAUUGAUUUGUGCUUAGCCAACAUAUCGUCAAUGAAAGGGCUCUUCCAAGAAGACUAUGGGCACUUAACACCUUCAUGAUCUUGCCUGUUUCCUUUAUCUCUCUUUAAAUUUCACACAUUAUCCUUGAGUCUUUUGCUCUAUGGAGUUUCCUGUACUGUAUUGUUCCUGCUUUCUUCCUGUGCCCUGAUAACUGGUAUCUUCUUCAUUGCCCUCUGAUCCUUUCCAGGUAUAAUCUCAUAAAAGGUUGAAUUUUUAUCUGUUUGAUAUUGUGGAAAGGAAGUUGUGUAACCUGAUCCCUGCAUCAAGGUUUAUAAUUUAGAAAGUUAACCUUAUACAAGGCUUCCUACUCCUUUUUAAAAAGAGCAGAUGUAUUUUGUAGGAUACCUUCUUUGGCUUACGUAGUAUGAAAUAUUUUGCUGCUGUUUUCCUUUGAAUGUCUAUAUAAUUGAUCUAAUAAAUGUAUCGCGUAACCUAUUUCUAAAUUUGUUAUGGUACUAAACAAUUCUGUUCUCUCUGAACAUAGUUGGGAGAAUGCUUAAGAUAGCAAAAAAGAAGGUUAAAUGCAUACGUAACGCAGGAUUAUUACAAGAUAGGGCCCACGAGUUGUGCUGUCAACAAAUAAAACUACUUUUUACAGGUGAAAACCAGCUAUUGAUGUCAAGUACCAGACAGAACUACCACCCUUUUAUUAUAUAUAAUAAUUUUUUAAAAAACAGAAAAUGAUGAGGCAUUGUAAGCAUACAUGCAGUUGGAUUCUACAACUCAAAUGUAUCUUUAGUCUAAUUCAGCAUGACUAUUUUUAUUUUUUCCUAUUUCCUAGUUGUCCAAGAAA
Molecule: messenger RNA, 5218 nt
Organism: Candoia aspera
Lineage: Eukaryota; Metazoa; Chordata; Lepidosauria; Squamata; Candoiidae
Gene: DMGDH
Product: dimethylglycine dehydrogenase
Exons: 16
Coding region: 160-2766 (868 amino acids)
Cellular component (GO): mitochondrion
Molecular function (GO): oxidoreductase activity; protein binding
Source: RefSeq, a predicted model, not a curated record